This is a messenger RNA of Lottia gigantea (owl limpet), 336 nucleotides long. RefSeq lists its product as hypothetical. NCBI's taxonomy places the organism in Eukaryota, Metazoa, Mollusca, Gastropoda, Lottiidae. The transcript has a single exon. The annotation marks the transcript as partial. The record is from RefSeq and is a predicted model, not a curated record.
CUCGGCAUUAGACAGUCUCUCGGUAUUAGACAGUCUCUCGGCAUUAGACAGUCUCUCGGCAUUAGACAGUCUCUCGGCAUUAGACAGUCUCUCGGCAUUAGACAGUCUCUCGGAAUUAGACAGUCUCUCGGCAUUAGACAGUCUCUCGGCAUUAGACAGUCUCUCGGCAUUAGACAGUCUCUCGGCAUUAGACAGUCUCUCGACAUUAGACAGUCUCUCGGUAUUAGACAGUCUCUCGGCAUUAGACAGUCUCUCGGUAUUAGACAAUCUAAAGGAAAAGACUCUUUUUCCUCAUUAUGCACUGCAUGGAGUUGUCUUCUCUUUUCAGCACAAUAA